This is a messenger RNA of Fundulus heteroclitus (mummichog), 2095 nucleotides long. RefSeq lists its product as uncharacterized. The record is from RefSeq and is a predicted model, not a curated record. The transcript has 11 exons. Gene Ontology annotation, molecular function: protein binding. The coding region runs from base 704 to 2095 and encodes 463 amino acids. Lineage: Eukaryota; Metazoa; Chordata; Actinopteri; Cyprinodontiformes; Fundulidae.
UUGAAAAUGAACAAAGCUACACUUUAUCUGUUAGGCGUGGAUCCAUUUUAACAGCACUGUCACAGAUAGCCAGAGAUUCAUAUAAAUGCUUUUACUUAUGAUAUGCAGAUUCAGAUUAUAUGGAGGUUGAACACAGCAUUUUAUUAUGAUCCUGGAAAAUUACAGGGAUAAAAGUAAGGGGCGGCCUGUAGCUGUCCCACAAACCUCUAUAGGAAUGGAAUGUGAACGUGUAGGUAACACAGAUGUCGAUAGAUCUAAACAGCAAUAGCUUAAGAAAGUGGUCUCUCCCUUACCUUAGAACAUUUGCAUUACUAUGUCACCAAGAAUGAGCAUUUUCUAAAAACCAAUCCCUGUCCAGGCAAGUUGUCAGGAUUGUGGGUAUAUAUUCAGGGGAGAAGAUGAAUUCCUUCUCUUGAGGCCUGGAACAGUUGCGACAAAAGUCACAAUUGAGAGUUUUUUCACCUUUUUCAGCCAUUUUAAUCUUAUAACCUACAUAUCUUGCCUUCCAAUAGGUAAGCAAAUUUACCUAGGUUACUUUUGAAACUUUUUAUCUACAUCUUCCAAACCACAACAAGGUAAGGUUCACAUUUUAACUAACUCCUAAUGAAUGUUUUUAUCAUAUAUUCAUCUCUUUGAUUUAUUUUACAAACUCUCCCUUGUUAACCACUUGCCAUAUGAUUGUUCCUAAAUAUUUCAGAGAAAAAUGAGACAAAAAAGGGUUUGUCCAGAAACAGAAGCUUUGAAUUUCAUUUCUUCUGGGAGGGAUAAAGACACAUUUUACAAAAGAUAUAUCAACAAGGAGAAAGGGUAUGGAGUUUUUACCAGCAAAAACAUUGAGCCAGGAGAAUUCUUGCUUGAGUACAGUGGAAAACACAUCACUGGCUCAGAAGGAGAGGCUCUGUUCAAGAAGUACUCAGAUGCAAAUGCAGCAUUUUUGUAUUUCUACUCCUUUCAGGGAAAGACUUGCUGUGUUGAUGGCAGUAAGAAUACUCAACUUGGAAGAUUCAUCAAUGAUGAUCACAUCAACCCAAAUAGCAAGAUUAAAAUAGUAAUGGAUGAAAAGAAAAGUCCUCAUCUGUGUGUGUUUGCAACCACUAAAAUAAAUGCAGGAGAAGAAAUUGUGUAUGACUAUGGAGAUCCUAACUGUCCAUGGAGACAUACUACCAAAGCUCCCUCCUCCAAUGUACACAUGGAAAAGAAGAUCAGAUCAGAGCGGAAAAAUGUUCCAGCAGAACAACAGCAAGCAGAAGAAAACCAAGGAGAAGAUAUGCAUACAGACCAACUCCAUUCAUCACAUAGCAGUCCACAAAUACCAGAAAAGAUGGACAUCUCACAGAGUGAUGUAUGCGUUUACCCAGAAAUGACUGACACUCACCUGAGUCACAUUCCAGAGGAAUUAUGCAGUGGUGAAAUGACCCAGUCAGAGCAGAAAAAUGUUCCAGGAGAACAACCAGAACAACACCAGGCAGAAAAAAACCAAGGACAAGAUACACAUACAGACAUACUCUGUUCAUCAUAUUCCAGUCCACAAACAACAGAUGAUACGGUUAACUUGGAGAGUAUACUCAGCAUUCACCCGGAAAUGACUGGCACUCACCUGAGAGAUUCAUCAAGUCCAACUAAAGAAGAAUUAACCUUGGAUGAAAUGGCUGAGCCGGAAAAUCUCAAUUUCAUGGAACUGUCAGAUGAAGAACAACAAGCAGAAGUACCAAUCAAAGUAGUGAACCAAAGAAAAGCAGUUUCAAAUACUACAGAGAUUAUGGCUCUAAAUACACAUCACAGUAACCCUCGUUAUCAUAAUGUUGAAGUGAAAAUGUCCUCAAACACACCACAACAGCGGAUAUAUGACAAGAAGAACUACUGCCUUUACUGUGAGAAACCUUAUGUAAAAAUUACAAGACAUCUAAAGCAGAAGCAUUCUGAUAAAGUUGACGUUGCUAAAGCACUUGCACACAGCCAAGGAUCAACCAUGCGCAAUCUUCUCCUGACAAAAGUAAGAAACAUGGGAAACUACCAUCAUAAUUGCACUGUUCUGUCUUCUGGAAAAGGACAGCUUACCUGUGGAGACAUCAAAAGCAUUGCAAGCUACAAGUGA